Molecule: messenger RNA, 1857 nt
Organism: Dreissena polymorpha
Lineage: Eukaryota; Metazoa; Mollusca; Bivalvia; Myida; Dreissenidae
Product: potassium voltage-gated channel subfamily C member 1-like
Exons: 2
Coding region: 18-1346 (442 amino acids)
Biological process (GO): potassium ion transmembrane transport; protein homooligomerization
Cellular component (GO): membrane; voltage-gated potassium channel complex
Molecular function (GO): voltage-gated potassium channel activity
Source: RefSeq, a predicted model, not a curated record
UAUACCUACUCAAAGGAAUGAUGGAGGACGACACCGUCAAUCUUCAAUGUGUGAAUAUCAGCGGUCAGCGUUUUGAGAUGUCCGAAACAACAUGGUUGCGAUUUGUCAGGUCGGUUCCAGAACAUUUUCAUCAUCAACUUAAGCGUACAGGAAGCGAAAUCUUUGUUGAACGACACCCGGCCGCAUUUCAGUGCAUCCUAUAUUAUCAUCAGGGCGGACAGUUGCAUUUACCCGCUGACCUUUGUCCUUCGUCAUUCAAGGCCGAACUUCAGUUCUGGGGAAUACCUUACUCGUGCCUUGCGAAAUGCUGCUUCACGAAAUACACGGGAUUUUUUGACGAUGAGUCCACGCUCAAGAUCUACUUUAUCGUGAGUACCCUCGUGGUUCUGGCGUCUCUAUUCGCUCUCAUUGCUGGAACCCAUCACGACUUUCAAAGGGACCUGACUGUCAACGAGUGGGAGGAAUACUUCGGGAACGACUGGUCGAAAUACAAACACCAAUUUACCAGUUCCGCCUUACCGGAAGGUACAGCAGAAUCGGAAAGCAACCCGGAACCAGAAAGCAACCCGGAACCGGAAAUUACAUCAUCAGCGGAACCGGAUGCACACGAACCUAUUCCAAUACCAGAAAACGCCUUUGUGCGAUAUUUCUUUUUGGAUGUGAUUGAAUAUUCAUGCAUGGCUUUCUUCACUGUCGAUUUGCUUGUUCGAUACUUGUUCUGUCCAUACCGAUUGAAACUCCUGAUGUCGUUCUUUCACUGGGUGGACGUGUUUUCGCUGUUAGUAAUGUUUUUGAAAUAUAUUGUUGAAGAAUUGUCCCCAAAACUUAAAUACGAAGUGUCAGUUCUGAAUAUUAUACAUUGCCUUCAAGUUGUACGCGUGUUUCGCCUCUUUAGGAUGGUGCAACACACAGCCGGGUUCCGUGUCCUGAUAUUCUCUUUCAAAGCCAGCAUAUGGGAUAUGCUUUUGAUGAGCAUGUUUUUACUUUCAGCCGUGCUACUUUUCUCGACGUUUGCUUACUUCUCUGGCGACAGCACGUUUCCCAACAUUCCAGAAUCGUUCUGGUGGGUCAUCGUUACUAUGACGACAGUGGGGUAUGGAGAUGUUGUUCCCAAGAUACUCCUGUCAAAGAUUAUAGGUGCCUUCUGCGCCAUUGCAGGCGUCUGUCUCCUGUCUAUAAUUAUUCCGAUAUUUGUGAAUAAUUUCAUGCUCUUUUACGCAUAUUCCAAGAUAUGGGGACGACGGACAGUACCGGCAGUAAAACGCGCAUAUCUGGCAAAGGUAUUGCCAACACCUGAUGAUAUUGAUGAUGCAAGAUUAAAAAACGACGUGUCGACGAUAUCAUAGUAGUUUAUGUAUUUGUGUUUUUCGUUAAGGACACACGUUGCUACACGCGUUUUUCACCAAGUUUAUCAAGACUUAAUUCCAUAUCAUUCAGAUAAAGAUUCUGUUUCAUCGGAAUAAUGGUAUAAUGUCUAUAAUGGCAACCGAAGCGAAAGAGCAAAUUUAAUACAUUUCAAAAAGAUCUGAAACAUUUUGCCGCUUAAAUUAAAACAUCGUCCAAAAUGUUUGAGUGUAACAAGUCUAGAAAAGAGUGCUGGGACACACUCCGGAUCCUUACAUGAUGCAGCUUCAGGCGAGGGAGUACCUCUGGGACACACUCCGUAUCCUUACAUGAUGCAGCUUCAGGCGAGGGAGUACCUCUGGGACACACUCCGGAUCCUUACAUGAUGCAGCUUCAGGCGAGGGAGUACCUCUGGGACACACUCCGGAUCCUUACAUGAUGCAGCUUCAGGCGAGGGAGUACCUCUGGGACACACUCCGGAUCCUUACAUGAUGCAGCUUCAGGCGAGGGAGU